GGAGUUGACCACCGCAGUCCUCUUUACCUUCGUGGCACCGGAGCUACCUCUGGACGAAACUUCAACCCUGGCGGUUCGGACGGAAUUCACGUUGAGUCAACGGGCAGUCCCUCGAACGCGCUGCACAAGCAGCACUCAACAUCGUCGUCGGAUGUCCUCAUAACACAGAUGGCAGCAAUCGAGUUGCGCUCUGCCCUUUCGUGUCGAACACUCUUGUCGCUUGUCGAACGCUUCUUGUCAGGGUUGAUCGCUUUCGCGAUAACUAGAAAAUGGGCUGACCGCGAUUUGUGA
Soboliphyme baturini is the source of this 291-nucleotide messenger RNA. NCBI's taxonomy places the organism in Eukaryota, Metazoa, Nematoda, Enoplea, Dioctophymatida, Soboliphymatidae. The record is from the annotation of a GenBank genome assembly.